AUGACCAGCACACGCCAACAACACUCGCCAGUCUUGGCCAUCCUCCUCCUUGGCCUCCUCCUCCAUACCUGCCCCGCCCUCGGCCUCGGUCUCCCCCGCCGCGACAGCUUCUACGGCACUGCCGGAAACCGCAAGGCCGCGACGGCUGGGAUCGCGCUCUCGGUUAUUGCGCUGGUGCUGUCCAUCGUGGCGUUUGUACUGAUGCUGUAUAGUCGCCGCAUGAGGGCGCAGGAUGAGAGGUAUGCUGUGCGUGCGCAGGAGUUGGGAGCGGUGGAGGGGGAGGCGAAGAGCGGGUAG
Molecule: messenger RNA, 297 nt
Organism: Morchella importuna
Lineage: Eukaryota; Fungi; Ascomycota; Pezizomycetes; Pezizales; Morchellaceae
Exons: 1
Coding region: 1-297 (98 amino acids)
Source: RefSeq, a predicted model, not a curated record